AUGUCCAAGGAGGUGAAAGCCACAGUUGCCGGUGACCUGCAACUUCCUUCAUUCGGUCUCCCGAACAGCUUUGGAUGGAAUCAUGGGGUCGUCAUGGGCAUCGGAAAUCCGCUGUCGGUUUUGCUUCGACGCCGACAUGCGAAAGGCGACCUUCAGGCUGGCAAGCUGGAGCAAGUUGAGCUGGAGGGGCUCAAGGCCCAGAAGCUCUCAGGAGAGAAGCAGAAUGGGAAAGUAUGGAGCCUGAGUGCAGCCUUGGCUUCAGUCAGGGAGCGCGUGCGCGCUUCACGGGGGACAGCAUCGCCGCGAUGA
Symbiodinium natans is the source of this 309-nucleotide messenger RNA. Lineage: Eukaryota; Dinophyceae; Suessiales; Symbiodiniaceae. The record is from the annotation of a GenBank genome assembly.